AUGUCGGACACGGAUUCCAUCAAAACCGAUAAAUCGCAAUCAGAUCUGCAGCAGAAGUAUGAUAAAUUGGCCAUGGAGUUUGCCAAAGCCAGAAUGCAAUUGAAUGUAUUGAAAAAAGCUUAUACUGCAAAAACUUCAAAAUUGGAUCAAAGGAGUAUUGAAUCUCUGGACCAAUUUGAAAGCUGUAAAUAUGAUACAAUGUCGACAAGUAGUUCGGAAAUUCAAGAGAAUUUUAACAAAACAAGUCAAGUAAAUUCUAAAGUUAAAGGAGCAGAUGAUUUUAAAUCCAAAGAUGUUCAGUUCUUGAGACAAGAUAUCAACUCAAUGCACCAAUAUAUACAACGUGUAUUAGACUCUACAAAUUCAAAUCAGCUUGAUUACAACCUCAUUAUGUCAGAAAUUGAGCACUGCAAAGGCAUACAAAAUAGUUGUCCAAAUAAUUUUUGUGAAGUACUCAAUGAAGAAUUAACAGCAUUAAAAUGUUCUGUUACUGCUUGCUUGUACAAUAUAUUAUAUAAUAAACUCGAGUCUAGAACUAAAAUAAGCACUGAAGAUUCUCGCCUCAUUUAUCCUAAUCAUUAUUGUUUGGACAAUAACUAUAAAUCUGACGAAGACAGAUUACAAAAAGUUUUUGUUGCAUUGGUUCUCCAUUUUUUUCUUUCUUUUAUAAUAAAUCUUAAUGAUGUCUUGGAAGAUUUGCUCAAAGAUAUUAACCCAAAAGAUGCUUUCCGUGUCUUACAAAAAAGUAUUAAACCAUUGACAAAUAAAUUACAUAGUAAUUCUCUGGUAUUGGAAAAAAUUCUAAAUUACAGUGCUGAUUUAAAAACAUUUAAAUUUGAUUCUCAACACAUUGUUAUGGAAAAUAUUUUGCUAUUCAUAUCAAAUAAAUAUAUUGAAUGUGUUAAUUCUAUUAAAGAAUUCAUAAAAUCAGAUAAUACUGUUAACAUUGAUUGUUCAGCUUUGCGUCAAAACAUAAUAUCGUUUAUGGCAUUAAAGUUUCCUAUUGGAGAGUUAGUGAACUCUGGUGAAUAUUUGGAUUCUACCAAUAUAACAAAAAAAUUGGAUGGUGCUUAUGAUACAGUACAUACUCUGUUACGGGCCAUAAAUAUAUUGGAGUUUGAAUAUUUAUAUAAAUAUAGCCAAGUGGAUAUGCACUGGCAUAUGAGAAAUCCACUGUUGCACGUAAAACAUUCAAAACAAGCUAAAGAGGAAUUAAAUUCAGCAUCAAUUUCUCAAAAUAGCUAUAAAAGUAUUAUACAUGUUUAUAACGAAAAAUUAAAUGAAGAGAUGAACAGGUCAUUAUCAUUAGAACAAGAAAAAAUCCACUGGGAAAAUGAAUAUAAACUUUUAUGUAAAAACAAGGAAAGUAUACCAUAUAAAGACAAAUAUUCUGCAAGUUUGGGGGCAUUUUCAGUGGAAAAUGAAUUGGGAAAAUGUGAGUCUGGUUUUCAGUUUAAUGAUGGAGUAAUGGAGAGAGAAAAAGAACUCAAAUGUUAUUUUGAAAAGAAAAUUAACAAUUUGAUUUCCACGAAUAAAGAAUUAUCCAGCCAAAGCAAUGCUUACGCUAUGGAGAUCACCGCAUUGAAAACGCGACUGGACCAUAGCAUAUUUGUACGUAAUGAUCUGGAAAUAAAGCUACACGAGGCAUCUGAACACAUUGAUGAUCUGAAAGAGGAAUUUCACUUAACAUCUACCAAUUACGAGUCACAACUCAGAGCAAUGACCGAACAUUUGGCUAGUUUAAACGAGACGGUUGUGUUAGAGCGGCGGCAUAUAGACGAUCUUAACAGUCAAUUGAAAAUGAAAGCAGGUAAAAAGAAGUCUUCCAAGUGA
Messenger RNA from Macrosiphum euphorbiae (potato aphid), 1833 nucleotides. The record is from the annotation of a GenBank genome assembly. NCBI's taxonomy places the organism in Eukaryota, Metazoa, Arthropoda, Insecta, Hemiptera, Aphididae.